Molecule: messenger RNA, 3120 nt
Organism: Gadus morhua (Atlantic cod)
Lineage: Eukaryota; Metazoa; Chordata; Actinopteri; Gadiformes; Gadidae
Gene: enpp4
Product: ectonucleotide pyrophosphatase/phosphodiesterase 4
Exons: 6
Coding region: 1479-3071 (530 amino acids)
Source: RefSeq, a predicted model, not a curated record
AGGUCAAUCAAUAAUAACACCAGACUAUAGAUUUAAAUGUCUGUGUUGAUAGAAUAAUGUUAGAAAUAAAACGAACCUUGCAUCGCAUGAAUCAUCGAGGGACUACUUUCUCAGCAGCAGCGGAAUUUUACUUUGCGCCAGUUAGUUUUGUAACCGAAUCACGACCGAAGAACGUAAACAGAGAAGCGUGGGACAGAAGCGCAAUUGAACGAGUAGGCAACAUGGUGGUUCAGUGUGCUUUCAGAAAUUGUACAAAUAAACCCAACAGAUGGUCAACGCAAAGUUUCCACCAAUUUCCAACCCGAGACCCAGAAAGGACAAAACUGUGGCUUGUUGCUGGAGGCUUGGACAUAAAAACACCGGCGGAAACUGCGCGCAAUUGGAAGAUUUGUAGCGAUCAUUUCAGACCGGACGACUUUGAGAAACCAAGCAACCUCAAGAGCAAGGCAUCGCUGAAAUCGAAUGCGGUGCCAUCCGUCUUUUCAGAUGCACCAACAGCCACUGGUGAACAGGUAAUAACUUUUGGUAGGCUACUCUAGCUAAUAAAUCUUGCCCCUUUCAUAAUGUUAGCCUACUGAUAGAUUCAUGAUGACAAUGUUAGCGGACAUUAGUUACAGUUCAAUGCAUUUUGGCGAGUCAGUGACAACGUUAGCUAAUGGUAUAGCUACACACUUGGUACCUGAGUGGCUAAUUGCUAACUUUAGGUAAUUGCUGAUAGAAAAGUUUUGUCUGCUCCUAAUGUGUACAUGUAAAACUUCCCUGGCAGAGAGUUCACAUCAGGACGUGUGUGUGUGUGUGUGUGUGUGUGUGUGUGUGUGUGUGUGUGUGUGUGUGUGUGUGUGUGUGUGUGUGUGUGUGUGUGUGUGUGUGUGUGUGUGUGUGUGUGUGUGUGUGUGUGUGUGUCAGAGGGGGAGAGAGAGAAUCUUGGAAACAUUUAGGAUAUAUUCCAUAACAAGAGCAUGAGUUUAUGCUAACGUUUUGUACUACGACUUUUGGGCUAAAAGUAAUUCAUUGGCAACAGAAGAGAUUUAUGUGAUUUAUAUGAUUUGUGAUUUAUAUGAUUGUUUCAUUCAUAUUGUGAUCUGUGACAACUGUGACCCACAGUGGGGUCACAGUGUGGGGUGACCCACAGUGCAGCAUCAGGCCAGCCGAAGGAAAUCCAAAUGCCAUCAGCACUAGUAAGAGAUUGAACUCAAAUAAAUACUGGUAGCUGUUUGACAUUUAUGACUUCAUACACUGAUGACAAUGAUUAUAUGCUCUUAUAAAAGGACAAUGCAGUGUAAAAAUGUAACAAUUACUUGUCUGAUUCAUGUUCACAGUUUUACCUGGUCUCUCUGCUCUUAGGGUCACCAGCAAUAGACAUCUGUUGUCCACUCCACAAUUGAAACAGUAGAUAUAUUUGCAUAUUCAUUAGAAUUUUGUUGUUUCUAAAUAAGGAAAAAACAGUAGCUGAAGAUGACAACCCACUGGAUCUGAGUAUGAGCUCAAUUGAGGCCUCUCCAAGUCAUCCAGUUGACAGUAGCUUUGUUCCACUAUUCAGCACAUCAAGCUCCUCCAGCUCUGACAUACCUGACAUACUCUCGGCUGCAGGAACCAAGCACUGGUCAGAAAAAAAAUGGAUAGUAAACGAGUCCAAGCUAAUGCAGCUCUUCACAACAUGCCAACAGUGUGGAGUGUUAAUUGGAGAGGAAGACAAGAAAGUGACCACUAGUGGGACCCGCAUACACAUCAAGUGGAGCUGUAUGAAAGGACACUCAGGUGAAUGGGAGUCAUGUUCUCAACUGCGUGGAAUGCCCGAAAACAACCUGCUGGUUGCCUCAUCCAUCCUGUUCACAGGUUCAACUUUCACGGAAAUCUUUGAUUGGGCUGAACUACUGAAUCUCCAAAUUCCAAAGAAGACUACAUUUUACUCCCUGCAAUCCACCUACCUCAUACCAGUGAUUGAGUAUGCAUACCGUGACCAUCACGAAGAGAUGAUGAGCAAUCUACAACUACAGACAGUUGGUGGAGGGAUUUCAAUCUGCGGUGAUGGUCGUUCUGAUUCACCUGGAUUUAGUGCCAAGUACACUACAUACAGUUUCAUGAGUAAUGCAACACAGGAAAUCAUCAUGGUGGAUUUAGUUCAGGUUACAGAGGCGACCAGUUCACCAGCCAUGGAGACCCUGGGGUUUCGAAGGGGUCUGGACCGUUUGCUUCAGGCAGGAGUUAGAGUGGAUGUCAUCACUACAGACCGCUCUCCUUCUAUCAGGAAGCUUAUGAGAGAGACCUACUCUGACAUCCAGCACCAGUUUGACCCUUGGCAUGUUGCAAAAGGACUGAAGAAAAAGUUGACUGCGGCUGCAAACAACAAAAAAAACAUUGAUCUGCAGCCUUGGCUAAAGGCUAUUACUAAUCACCUGUGGUGGUCUUGCCAGUCAUGCGGGGGUGAUGCAGAGGAGUUGAAACGCCGCUGGAAGUCCGUUCUCCAUCACAUUUGUGGCAUACAUCGCUGGGAGGAAGACGGACAGGAGAAGACUUGCUACCACCGGGACCUCACUGAAGAGCAGCAGAGAAGGAAGAAAUGGCUGCAAACCGACUCUGCUGCAUUCCAGACACUGUCGGACCACGUACUGAACAAGAACCUGUUGAAAGACCUCAACCACAUGACUCUCUUCCAACAUACAGGAGCCCUGGAGGUGUACCACAGUGCAAUGCUGAAGUACACUGAAAAGAGGCUUCACUUCGCCUACAGCUCUAUGAAGGCACGCACCCUACUCUCUGUGAUGGACAACAACAAGAAUGUUGGCCGUCAACAAGCAACGACCAGUGAUGGGACUCCGAGAUACAAUUUGGUUUUUCCCAAACAAUCUAAAAGAUGGGUUGCCAGGAAGAGGUACGAGCCAACCAGGCAGACAUUCAGGAAGGAUUUGGUGGAGCGGGUCCUGGAAAGGCGCAUGGAUCCUACUGUGAAGUUUGCAGAUCCACAUUUUUAUAUCCAGCAACCAGCUACUAUACCCGACAACAUAGCCACCACUCCAAGACCGGACAAAGAUCAAAGUAUUGCAGAGCACGUCUCCCGUUUUAAAACAUGAUUAAAAGGGGAAAAUGAAAGUCUAACUGGAGUUUAGUGUGGUGCUAAAU